AUGCCAACCUUACCUGAAGACAAGGGACAAUCAAAAGAGGCACAACACAGCAGUUCUCCUCCAGCCAAAGACACUACUGUUGAAGGGACAGCAUGCAGUACUCCUUCUAUUGUUCUUCCAGAGAAUGCUGUUACGCCAGAUGUAGAAAUUGAUAAAAAUCUGGUUAACAGGCCCCGUAGUCCUCAUAGAAGACAUUCUAACCGUGCCUCUAGGAAUUCAACAAGUUCAUUGACUUCUGUUGACAACAGCGGUCAUGUGAUUGAUCUGGUAAAUGAUCAGCUACCAGAUGUCAAAAUAUCAGAGGAAGACAAAAAGAAGAAUCUUGAAUUGCUAGAAGAAGCAAAGAAAGUGAGUGAGAGGUUUCUAACACGCAGAGGCAGAAAGUCGAGAAGCAGCCUUCCGGAGUCACCCACAGCAGUUUCACCUACACUUAGUCCUAAAGUUUCACCAGUAGCAUCUCGGAACAACUCUCUCACUCUUCCAGUUCCAUCAGGGUCUGAUGUAUGCACAACCACUGGUGUUGAGUCUGUAUCUCCAGGGCAGAACAACAGAACUGUGAAAGAGGAUGACAGGCAAACUGCAGAGAAUGCCACAAAAGAAUUAAUUGAUCGAAGGCAGCAUGAUCAAAGAAAGAUUUCUCAGGGAAGGUUGGUUCCUCGUUCUGCUGGUUUUGAAAACUCCAAAGAAAAGCUGUCAGAACAAAAAGAAAACUUUGAUCCACGUAAACAUAUGGAUACUUCACCAAAAUCCUCCCCCUCAGGUAGUGAUGGUGGCAGAAUGUCUCUUAACACUUGCAUGAAUGUUUGUGAAAAUGAACUUGGAAAAUCAUUCCUCAAGAAAGGAAAAGAAAAUGAUAUUCCUUUAAAAACCCAUCUACCAGGACCAGGAAUAGGAAAUACAGACUCAAAGCUAAAAAUUCCUGUUCCAGAAAUGAGGGACCAUAAAGUUUUAUGUAAACCAGAAUUUAAAUUGUGUGGACUGCGUCCUCCUCUGCUGAGGGCUGUAUCAUGGGAUAGCUUGGAGCCUGGACAGAAAGAUAAAACGCCUUUAAAAUUACCAUCUGAGGAAGAUAAAAGCUUUGGUUUUGGAAGUAAAUCGAGCAAUCAAUUAAAAGCAUUCAAAGACCUUCAAAUCCAAGUGCAACCAGUUCGAAUGCAGAAAUUGACAAAGCUCAGAGAGGAGCAUAUUUUGAUGAGAAAUCAAAAUUUAGUUGGACUUAAACUUCCUGAACUUAGUGAAGCAGCUGAACAGGAAAAAGGCCCUUCACCUCUCCUCUCCCCCACUGAAGAGGAAGAGACAAAGAAUAGCUCUGAUGUCAUGCCCAGCAUUCCUGAUGUAUUGCUGCGAAAACUACGAGUGCACAAAUCGCUUCCAGGAAGCUCCCCUGCACUUACUGAAAAAGAAGUCGAAAAUGUAUUUGUACAACUUUCCUUGGCCUUUAGAAAUGAUAGUUAUACCUUGGAAUCUAGAAUUAACCAAGCAGAGAGAGAGAGAAAUCUUACUGAAGAGAAUGCUGAGAAGGAACUGGAAAACUUUAAAGCAGCCAUUACGUCUUCAGCUCACUUGUGGCAUCACUAUGAACACAGAGAAGCUUACCAGAAGCUACUGGAGGAUAUUGCUGUUCUGCGGCGUUUAGCUGCCAGACUGUCUAGUCGUGCUGAGAUGGUUGGAGCUGUUCGCCAGGAGAAGCGUAUGUCAAAGGCAACAGAAGUAAUGAUGCAGUAUGUAGAAAAUCUGAAAAGAACAUAUGAAAAGGAUCAUGCUGAACUAAUGGAGUUCAAGAAACUUGCCAAUCAGAAUUCUAGCAGAAGCUAUGGUGCAUCUGAAGAUGGAGUACCUCGUUCAUCUAGAUCCAUGUCACUUACUGUUGGAAAGAAUAUGCCUCGGAGGAGAGUCAGUGUUGCUGUUGUUCCUAAAUUUAACUCCUUAAACAUUCCUGGUCAGUCACCAGCAGCUUCACCUAUACCUUCAAUGCCAUCCCUGUCUGAAUCACCUAGUAAUGGAAGGAGCAAUCAAACAACUACUCCUGUUCUGCCAGCACUUUUAGAAAAUGGUAAGCCUAAUGGAGAGCCUGACUGUGAAACCUCUGCUUCUGUGCUGACACAGAGUGUGUUGGAAGAAAUCAGUCCUGAAGCUAAAGCCAAGAUAGAAGAGGAAGCAUAUAACAAAGGCUAUCAGGAAGGCUUGAAGAAAACCAAAGAACUUCAGGAACUGAAGGAAGAAGAUGAAGAGACACCAAAGGAAAGUCAUGAUGAACAUGAAGAAAGUGAAAAUGAAGAUGAGAUAAAAGACCUGAAAAGCAGCAGACUUGAAGUCAUCAUUAAUUAUUUACAUAUACUGUACCCCAAACUGUGUAAACACUGGAAUGUGAUAUGGCUCGUAGUGGCUGCGAUAAUCGUAUUUGCUGUGAUGUUGGGGAUCUACCAUUCAUACAACUCCUGUGAUGAAAAAUCAGAGGGACCUGAAGGGAAGGCCAGCUGUUCUGCUGCCCAGCAGUAUUCCUGGUGGAACUCAGGAUUCCAACAUGAGCAACGCACUGAAUAG
Chaetura pelagica (chimney swift) is the source of this 2544-nucleotide messenger RNA. It is a transcript of the gene IRAG1, whose product is annotated as murine retrovirus integration site 1 homolog. The record is from RefSeq and is a predicted model, not a curated record. The coding region runs from base 1 to 2544 and encodes 847 amino acids. The transcript is spliced from 20 exons. NCBI's taxonomy places the organism in Eukaryota, Metazoa, Chordata, Aves, Apodiformes, Apodidae.